UCUUACGUACAUUCCUUCGCCUCCAGUGUAGGCCUCCCGGGGCAGAAUUUCCAUCAUCUCCUUGCAAAAGCCUUUCUGGAGAUUGCAUCUAAAAUGGCUGUCAGCUUCACGUUUUGGGAUGACUGUGCGGAACGCCAGGACUUGGAGGCCAUGUGGAAGAUACCAGAAGUGAACUCUGAAUGGUUAAAAGCUGGAGAGUCAAAAGGAAAAAGGGUUCACCUCUCGAGAGAUCCUGAUGGACAGCCAUAUUUGACACAGACUGAAAUGAGGGCUGUAGCUGAGAUUGUUAUUGGGAGACACUUCUCCUCAAAGAUAGAUCCUGCCAUGGUUUGUGCAAUUGCUGAACUGGAAAGUGAUAGGCUCCUCCUGGUUACACGCUCUGAGGGUAAAUCUAAGCAACGUAGAUUUGGGCUCAUGCAACUUAUGCCAAAUGACUCCGAGUGGCUGAUAAGUGAAUUAGGUUAUUCUUCAUAUCUAGCAGAAGGGAAUUCAGAUGUCCUAUACCGACCAUUUAUAAAUGUAUACUUUGGUGCUGCUUAUAUUAAGUGGUUGUCAAAUUUUGAGGAUACAGAAAGAAGUGAAGAGUUUAUAGUAAGGGCAUAUAAAGGUGGUCCUAAGAAGGCAACUCACAAAUCAACUUUGCCCUAUUGGAAACGAUAUCUUGCAGUCAAAGAAAGUUUCCCAUCAAGAAAAUCUGUUGAUGAUAUUCCUUUGCAGAGCAAUGCUCCUGUUGUAUCUCCUGUACCUGCAUCAGAAAAUUCAGGGACAAAUGUUUACACAUAUUGGGACUCUAGAGCUUCUCCUGAAGACAUGGAAGAGAUGUGGAAUCAUCCUGAAUUGCAGAAAGAGUGGACUAAAUCUAAAGAGAAAAGGGGACAAGUGCGCUUUUCUCUGGAUGAAAAGAACAGACCAUAUCUUUCACGGGUGGAAGUGAAGGCAGUAGCGGAUAUAAUUUUAUUCAAAUACUUCAGUACGAAGGGAAUAAAAUCUACAGUACUUUGUGCUAUUUCGGAGGUUGUUAGCAUGCGUUUUUUACAUGGCAUUGGAGGACGCCCAGGAAUAAUGGGGAUUGACUAUUCCACUGCUUUCUGGCUUUACGUGGAGAUGGGCCACAGGGCUUAUAGACUUGAAUCUGUCGAAGAUCUAACCAAGCCAUUCGUGUCCAUGUAUUUUGGCGCUGCCUUUGUAGCAUGGCUAUCCGAAUUCGAAGGGAGGGAGAGAACUCCAGAGUUUGUUGUUCAAGCAUAUCUUGUAGGACCGAAGAAUGUGAACCCUCAAGAUACUGGUCCACUCCGUCUCAAAUAUGAGGAAGCUAUUAGUAAAUACGAAGAAAUUAAGAGAAAUCACGGGAGCUGCACCGUCAUGUAAGCUCAAAAUUGCCUUCCAGAGUAUCAAUUCCGAGGCCUCAUCUCAAGUUUUUCUUUCUUUCCCUUUUGUUUUCUUCUUCGUAUGUCAUUUGUCAUUCGCGAGCAGAGAAGAAAUGAGCUAGAGAAGAAUUUUAGACGGAGUGGGUAUUGCUCAGCUUAGUUGAGUGUGUAUUUCAUCGAAUAAAUUUAUCCUCCAUUAUAUUCAUCAGGUGUAAAGGAUCUUAGCAGAAAGAAUAUUUACACAGCAUUGAGAACAAAAGAGUGACGCACAGCUAAUGACAUGGGAAAAA
This is a messenger RNA of Prosopis cineraria, 1657 nucleotides long. RefSeq lists its product as uncharacterized. NCBI's taxonomy places the organism in Eukaryota, Viridiplantae, Streptophyta, Magnoliopsida, Fabales, Fabaceae. The record is from RefSeq and is a predicted model, not a curated record. The transcript is spliced from 13 exons. The coding region runs from base 94 to 1368 and encodes 424 amino acids.